Oncorhynchus keta (chum salmon) is the source of this 678-nucleotide messenger RNA. RefSeq names its product liver-expressed antimicrobial peptide 2. Gene Ontology annotation, biological process: antimicrobial humoral immune response mediated by antimicrobial peptide; defense response to bacterium. NCBI's taxonomy places the organism in Eukaryota, Metazoa, Chordata, Actinopteri, Salmoniformes, Salmonidae. The coding region runs from base 75 to 314 and encodes 79 amino acids. The transcript has 3 exons. The record is from RefSeq and is a predicted model, not a curated record.
UUUACACUGACGCCAUGUAACACAGGGAGAAAAGAAAGAGGGUCGAGAAGAAAGUCAUUGUGAAAAAUCCAGACAUGAAAGAUUGCUGUGAAAGAAACAGUCUUGUAGGUCAACAACUUCAACACAGGAGAGGGAAAGUGCAGACCGCUCCUGUGCCUGAGGAUUGGACGGGCCUGAUCACCCGAGCCAAGCGCUCUCUCCUUUGGCGAUGGAAUACUCUGAAGCCCGUUGGCACAAGCUGCAGAGAGCACGACGAGUGUGGGACCAAAUACUGCAGGAAAAAGAUCUGUUCGUUCCAGGUUUAUAUAUCUUGAACUGAAUUAUAAAACUCUGGACACGGCCAGAACAACAAUCAAUGGAGCCUGUCAAUGGAGAAGCAACAAUCAAUGGAGCCUGUCAAUGGAGCCUGUCAAUGGAAUGCCUAACUGUACACACUGAUGUCACAGGAUUUUAAUUGGCUCGCCAAAUAUUUGGUAAAAACAGCUCGAUAACCACUUCCGAACUGAUUUUAAAAAAAAAAAUGUACCAGGUACAGUAAGUAAGCUGUAAAUGUUGUAAAGUUACGUGAACCCUGUGUCAGUAUGUCCAAUCAGAUAAUAGCAUUCCCAUUGGAGAUACUUCAUCUAUCCAAUCAACAAAAUGUUUUAAAACAAAAUACAGACGAUGCACUCAAACCAA